This is a messenger RNA of Protopterus annectens (West African lungfish), 5021 nucleotides long. RefSeq names its product G protein-coupled receptor 85 (gene GPR85). Gene Ontology annotation, molecular function: G protein-coupled receptor activity. The record is from RefSeq and is a predicted model, not a curated record. The transcript has 2 exons. NCBI's taxonomy places the organism in Eukaryota, Metazoa, Chordata, Ceratodontiformes, Protopteridae. The coding region runs from base 1499 to 2611 and encodes 370 amino acids. Gene Ontology annotation, biological process: G protein-coupled receptor signaling pathway. Gene Ontology annotation, cellular component: plasma membrane.
UUAAGGACAACUGUGAUCCGGUAAAAGGGUGCUCAUAGGUAGUUCCACAAUGCCAGUGUAAAAAUGUAACAGUUGCUCCAGCUGUUAUUAAUCAAAGUUGGUGGGAGGGAACCCGUAAGGGAGUCUGACAGAAACUAUGCCAGUCAACUGCACUAAGGUAGACUAGAACUUCGUUUUAGCUAUCCGUUACCUUCUGGUUCAUCUUUUAUAUGACAUGUCCAAAGAGUGCAAUAGUUUACACAAAACUAGUAAAGCGAUCUGCGGAUAAAAAAUGUUAACUUAUGCAGGAGAUAAUGUUGUAGCCGAUCAGGUAUGACUGACAGUAGUAAAAAGGGCUGAAGUGGAAGAUGGUCAAGGUAGCCUUCACCAACAAUGAACAACAUGGUCUAGCUUCGUCCAAGGCUGAGCCAGAGGAUGACAUGGGACAAGUAGGGUGGGACAGACUUCUAUCAGGUCAGAUAAGUCACUGACAAUUGCUACCGUAACAUUAUUGGCGGUACUCAUUUGUGCGGCUACUGUCUGGACUCUGUAGAAUCGAGAUCCCAAGCUCCAGCAGUAAUCAAAUCAUUGCUUCUAGCUGAUGGCUGCUGCCUUUUUGCCCGCGAGCAGCUGUUGCUGAGAGGUUCGAGCCAGGCCAGCCGGUGUUCUGCGACACGAGGAGACGCGGCUUGGAUCACAAGUAGGAGCAGUGCGCAGGCGCUGUGUUGGCCAGUUACUGUAUAUUCAGUAAGAAAGGGGGACCAGAACCAAAUCCAGCAUUACAAACAGCAAACACAUUAUAGCAGAAAUAAUAAAAUACACGUAUAUUUAAAAGCUGGCAUUCUUUCGGGGGGGCAACUGCAACAACAGGUAGGUAAAUAGGUAGAUGGUUUUUAUUUGUAGCUGUCUGCUUCGGUAAAAUGAUGGCUGCUUUUAAAUAUUCAUACAAAGGCAUCCUCAAUAAACUGCAUAAUGGAUGUAUACAGACAAUGCAUCCUUGAAAGCUUUGCAUAUUUAUUGUUCGACUACUGCGUUGCAAUGCGAUGUCUCAGAACAUUUUUCUGCAACGACUUUCAUGUUGGUACCAAAUGGGAUUGUUCUUCAGAACGAGAAAUAUACGACUUUGAAGAAAAAUGCAGUGACAGAGAUCGGCUAUAGCGAUUUUACCAUUUGUACUGCCUCUGGAAUGUAGAUGGCAUAUCAUACGUUUCUUUGUUUUUGGAGAUGCAUGUGUAUGCAUUAUCACUUGAUAUACAUUUGUCGGUGCAUCGGAUAAGAUCUGAACAGUAAAGAGUAUAAUUUCGAUACGUUUCAGGGUGUAAGGAUGAAUAAUAAGGGCUAAUAAAGGUUUUUAGGGGCGUGUUGCGUCGAGACUGGACCAAAAUAUGAUGCAAGACUGGAAGCCUGCUCGCUCCUUUUGUGGAAUAUAAGUGCCAGUACCAUGUAUGCAUCGAAUUGCUCCCUUUUGACAUAUAUAGAUCAUGAUACUUGACUGAGGUACGCUAAACAUCAUCCAUCUAUGGCGAACUAUAGCCAUGCAGGUGACAACAUUUUACACAACCUUUCUCCACUAACGACUUUCCUCAAAUUGACUUCAUUGGGUUUUAUCAUCGGAAUCGGUGUUGUGGGUAAUCUCUUGAUUUCUAUUUUACUAGUAAAAGACAAGACCCUCCAUCGAGCUCCCUACUACUUCUUGCUGGACCUCUGCUGUUCGGAUAUCCUUCGAUCUGCAAUCUGUUUCCCAUUUGUAUUUACGUCUGUGAAGAAUGGCUCUACCUGGACGUAUGGGAACCUAACCUGCAAGGUGAUUGCUUUCCUGGGGGUCCUUUCUUGUUUUCACACUGCUUUCAUGCUGUUUUGUGUAAGCGUAACCAGAUACUUGGCAAUAGCACACCACCGUUUUUACACUAAAAGGUUGACUUUUUGGACGUGCCUUGCAGUUAUCUGCAUGGUGUGGACUCUUUCAGUGGCCAUGGCCUUCCCACCCGUUCUAGACGUGGGAACAUAUUCUUUUAUCAGGGAGGAAGACCAAUGCACAUUUCAGCAUCGUUCUUUUAGGGCUAACGAUUCACUGGGAUUUAUGUUACUUCUUGCCCUUAUACUCCUAGCAACACAGCUAGUAUAUCUUAAGCUGAUAUUUUUUGUUCAUGACCGGAGGAAAAUGAAGCCAGUCCAGUUUGUGCCAGCAGUAAGUCAAAACUGGACUUUCCAUGGACCGGGGGCUAGUGGCCAGGCAGCUGCUAAUUGGUUAGCAGGAUUUGGAAGGGGGCCUACUCCCCCAACACUGCUUGGAAUUAGACAGACUACCAACACCACGGGUAGACGGAGGUUGUUGGUGUUAGAUGAGUUUAAAAUGGAGAAAAGAAUCAGCAGAAUGUUCUACAUCAAGACGUUCCUUUUUCUUACCCUGUGGGGACCCUAUUUGGUCUCCUGCUACUGGAGAGUCUUUGCAAGGGGUCCCGCGGUACCACGGGGGUUUCUGACAGCAGCUGUCUGGAUGAGCUUUGCACAAGCUGGAGUUAAUCCUUUUGUCUGCAUUUUCUCUAACAGGGAGCUGAGGCGCUGUUUCAGCACAACACUUCUCUACUGCAGAAAAUCCAGGUUACCUAGGGAACCUUAUUGUGUUAUAUGAGGAUGUGUGGGGCUGCAAAUCCGAUAGCUUUGUGGCAUGCAAGGCCCCUUUCAAUCUACAGUGGCCACCCAACAAAGUCCAGUGAGGAAAUUUGGACAAGAGGAAGUUAGCCAUUUAAGGAUGUUUCCGCUUGUUUAAAAAUCCUGCAAUAUUUGCAGUUAGAAAAAAAAAACAUCAACAUCAACAACAAAAACAACUAGUAGUCCUAUUGUAAUUACAUUGUUUCAAUUGACCUCUGCCUACAGUUUGCACACAAGAGCAAAGACCCAUACAUUAUCCAAAUAAAAUAAAAAUAAACGUGAUCAUUUGGCAUAGAAUCAGCACGACGCACGUACAGGAGAAAGAGCAAGUAUAAUGAAUCGAAUCUCCCUGUAUGAUAGACAAAGAGCAAAAUUAAUGCUGGUUACUUUGUGGAAAAGAUAUCAUUGUUGACAUCAGGAGCUCGAGAAAAUUACAACAUCAGUAGAAGAUUUUGAAAGGUUGUUGUUGGCAAUGGAGAAGAAAUGUGAGAUGCAAUCCCUCCUCUGCAGGGUGCGCCACAAAUGAAAGACUGACCAUUUUGUACAAGCAGUUCUUUUUUGAAUUCCAGUAAGUUUUGUGAAACAUUCCAAAGCAGAAAUUUUAAGUUAAAUUUAUUUAUGUAUUUUGUUCAGGGAUAUUACAUAUUAUAUAUCUGCAGUAUUUCUCAGAAUUCCAUAUCUGUCAGCAACAUUGAGGUUAUUUAUUCAAGUCUUGGGUAUUUGUCAUUGUCCCUGUCGUUUGCAAUUGAAGAAAGUUGCCAUUGGGGGUUGAAAUAUUUCAGGUAACAUACAAUAAAAGCUAGUUUCAGGACAAUCGUGAUGUGUCAUAUAGUCACAGCACUGUCAUGGUAAAUACCUGUUUUGUUACGGGUUUAAUUGUAUCUUCUAUUUGGUUUAAUUUUGCUCUGAAGAGCACGACGCAUUGGAUCGGUUAUAUAUGGGAGUGCAUGAGUGUUGAUCUGCAAGUCUGUCAUUUCCUUUAACUCAGACUUGUUCCAGAGAUUUGGAUGACCUCAUUCUUUUAAUGUGCACUGCCCAUUUUAAUAUUUUCUGAGCAACACAAGCAGCUGAUUUACAGUGCUUUCAAGCUGUCACGUGGAAGAUAACAGCCUUAGUAUGAUAUCUUGCACAAUAUGUGAAUCAUUUAUUCCACAGAAAAGGCACAGCGUCUUGCAUAUUGUUUCCGCACAUUUACGGUAUACCAGUUGUUUAAAAUGAUUUCUGAUUUUAAUGUGUGGAAAUUAUUUAUUAUAAUUUCUGAUAUUUUAGAAAUAGGAACAGAAUAAAUGAGUGAGUUCUUAAUUUUUUUGACAUGCAGAUGUGAGUGAAUUUCAGUCUAUAAUUUAAUUUGCCAAAUUUUACUUGUGAAAACUGUUACUUCUUUUUUGAAAUAAAAUUUUACAAGUAUGGGAUAUAUUUCCCCCUUCUCUGCUGAUGUCCUUAACAAAUUUCAUUGAACACAUAGAUAUGUAGAGUACUGUUUCCUGGAGUCGCACUAUGGCUGGAAUGUUAAUGCAGUGGUGAUGGCCAUUGCAUCCAAGCUUUGACCCCAGAUGUUACAGGCGUGUAGCAUAAUUAUUUAUUCAAAGAUUACAGAAUAGGCUUUGCACAUAUUUGACAUUUGCAACAGUUUAUACUGUUUUGUGCCAACUGUGUACCAUUUUUGAUUUAUGACAAAUUAAAACAAAAAUGCAAACUAAAUUAUCAGAAUGUGAAGGUGGAGUCAAAUAUGAAAAACAAACCUGUUUACCUUACAACGAUAAGCAUUCAUUUAUUUCAUAGAGUGAAGAAAACAGAGAAAGAAUAAUAUAUGAACAUAUCAGAUAUUGUUGGUUUUCAUUUAGAAUGUUGUGGUGUGUGACCCUGAAAUAAUAUUUUUUAUAUCCCUCCAGUCUUCAGAUAUAUGUGCAUUUUGUUUCUUCAUGAUGUAGUGGGUCAGAUCUCUGCUUUUUCACCAUGAGAAGAUGAACCAUGUUUAUUUCAUCUUCCCAAGAAGGCAGUUAGGUUAACAGGAAAACGACUAUAGAAGCUUUACUGGGAAUGAAUUGAAGGCCUAAUCAGCAAAUUAUGAAAGCACUAUUUCAUAAAUGAAUAAUUAAAAAAAAACUAAUUGAUAAUUUAAACUGGUGUGACUAUCUGUUUACCCAUUUAUGUCUGAUUUAUCUGUUGAUUGAUUAACUGUCCACACUUUAUAAUAAACACAUAUGUGUUUUUGAGCUAGAAGGGUGAGGGAUACUCUGCAAUGAAAGAAAGAAAAAAGUGCACAGAGAAAACAUUAGUACUUCUGUGUUUUAACAAAUGUACAAAUACUAUGCAGAAUGAUUUGUACUGCCAUUUUACCUUUAUGAGAAAAUUAAAGAUGUAAAAUAGGGACAUAUAUUUUAAGCAAA